Messenger RNA from Sebastes umbrosus (honeycomb rockfish), 4584 nucleotides. RefSeq names its product sodium/potassium-transporting ATPase subunit alpha-1. Lineage: Eukaryota; Metazoa; Chordata; Actinopteri; Perciformes; Sebastidae. Bases 153 to 2819 code for a protein of 888 amino acids. The transcript has 19 exons. Gene Ontology annotation, molecular function: P-type sodium:potassium-exchanging transporter activity; ATP binding; ATP hydrolysis activity. Gene Ontology annotation, cellular component: membrane. The record is from RefSeq and is a predicted model, not a curated record. Gene Ontology annotation, biological process: sodium ion export across plasma membrane; potassium ion import across plasma membrane; proton transmembrane transport.
CAACCUAUCUUCUGUGCUCUGGGGAGUGCGGAAGACACAGGACUCAACAGGGCUGAGAGAGAGAGAGUGAGAGAGAGAGAGAGAGGCGGAGUAGGAAAGUUGCAAUUUAAAAAGACAAUUGGAUUGACUGUUCUCAGACUUGCGUUGCAACCAUGGGGCUGGGAAGAGGGAAAGAUGAGUACAAACUCGCGGCAACCUCAGAUGGCGGGAGCAAGAAAGCCAAGAAAGCCAAAGCGGCGAAGGAUAUGGACGAUCUGAAGAAAGAAGUUGACCUGGAUGAUCACAAGUUAACCUUGGAUGAACUCCACAGAAAAUAUGGAACUGACCUAGCCAGGGGUCUUUCCAACGCCAGAGCAAAAGAGAUCCUAGCCAGAGACGGCCCAAACGCCCUCACGCCUCCUCCCACAACGCCAGAAUGGGUCAAGUUCUGUAAACAGCUGUUUGGCGGUUUCUCCAUGCUGCUGUGGAUUGGUGCCAUCCUCUGUUUCCUCGCUUACGGCAUCCAGGCUGCCUCAGAAGAUGAACCGGCCAACGAUAACUUGUACCUGGGUGUCGUGCUCUCUGCUGUCGUCAUCAUCACCGGUUGCUUCUCCUACUACCAAGAGGCCAAGAGCUCCAGGAUCAUGGACUCCUUCAAGAACCUGGUCCCACAGCAAGCCCUGGUUCUCCGAGACGGCGAGAAGAAGAGCAUCAACGCCGAGGAGGUGGUGGUCGGCGAUUUGGUGGAAGUGAAAGGUGGAGACAGGAUCCCCGCCGAUCUGAGAGUCAUCUCCGCUCAUGGCUGCAAGGUGGACAACUCCUCUCUGACCGGUGAAUCCGAGCCUCAGAGUCGUACUCCUGACUUCUCCAACGACAACCCUCUGGAGACCAGGAACAUCGCUUUCUUCUCCACCAACUGUGUUGAAGGUACCGCCAGAGGAGUCGUCAUCAACACCGGAGACCGCACCGUCAUGGGUCGUAUCGCCUGCCUGGCUUCCAGUCUGGAAGGCGGCAAAACUCCCAUCGCCAAAGAGAUCGAGCAUUUCAUCCACAUCAUCACUGGCGUGGCCGUCUUCCUGGGCGUCUCCUUCUUCGUCCUCUCCCUCGCCCUCGGGUACGGUUGGCUGGAGGCCGUCAUCUUCCUCAUCGGGAUCAUCGUCGCCAACGUGCCAGAAGGUCUCCUGGCUACCGUCACCGUGUGUCUGACUCUGACCGCUAAGCGCAUGGCGAAGAAGAACUGCCUGGUGAAGAACCUGGAAGCUGUGGAGACCCUGGGCUCCACCUCCACCAUCUGCUCCGACAAGACCGGCACCCUGACCCAGAACAGGAUGACCGUGGCCCACAUGUGGUUCGACAACCAGAUCCACGAGGCCGACACCACCGAGAACCAGAGCGGCGCCUCCUUCGACAGGAGCUCCGCCACUUGGGCCGCGCUGGCCAGGAUCGCCGGGCUCUGCAACCGCGCCGUCUUCCUGGCGGAACAGACCAACGUUCCCAUCCUGAAGAGAGAUGUAGCCGGUGACGCCUCAGAAGCUGCCCUGCUCAAGUGUAUUGAGCUGUGCUGCGGAGCCGUCGGCGGCAUGAGAGACAAAUACCUGAAGAUUUCUGAGAUCCCCUUCAACUCCACCAACAAAUACCAGCUCUCCAUCCACCACAACGCGACUCCCGGCGAGACCAAGCACCUGCUGGUGAUGAAAGGCGCCCCAGAGAGGAUUCUGGACCGCUGCUCCACCAUCCUGAUGCAGGGCAAAGAGCAGCCGCUGGACGACGAGAUGAAGGACGCUUUCCAGAACGCCUACGUUGAGCUGGGAGGACUGGGAGAGAGAGUGCUGGGUUUCUGCCAUUUCAACCUGCCUGACGACCAGUUCCCAGAAGGCUUUGCUUUCGACUGUGAGGAGGUGAACUUCCCCACUGAGAACCUGUGCUUCAUCGGCCUCAUGUCCAUGAUCGACCCUCCUCGUGCUGCUGUGCCCGACGCUGUCGGCAAAUGCAGGAGCGCCGGAAUCAAGGUUAUCAUGGUGACAGGUGACCAUCCCAUCACAGCCAAGGCUAUCGCUAAGGGUGUGGGUAUCAUCUCUGAAGGCAACGAGACCGUUGAAGACAUCGCUGCCCGCCUGAAUGUACCCGUCUCAGAGGUCAACCCCAGGGACGCCAAGGCUUGCGUCGUUCACGGCGGUGAGCUGAAAGAGAUGACCCCGGAGCUGCUGGACGAUGUGCUGAAACACCACACUGAGAUCGUCUUCGCCAGGACCUCCCCUCAGCAGAAACUCAUCAUUGUGGAAGGUUGCCAGAGACAGGGAGCCAUUGUAGCGGUGACAGGCGACGGUGUGAACGACUCUCCUGCUCUGAAGAAGGCUGACAUCGGCGUCGCUAUGGGUAUCUCUGGAUCUGACGUCUCCAAGCAAGCCGCUGACAUGAUCCUGCUGGACGACAACUUUGCCUCCAUCGUUACCGGAGUGGAAGAAGGCCGUCUGAUCUUUGACAACUUGAAGAAGUCCAUCGCCUACACUCUGACCAGUAACAUCCCUGAGAUCUCCCCCUUCCUCCUCUUCAUCAUCGCCAACAUCCCUCUGCCCCUGGGAACCGUCACCAUCCUCUGUAUCGACCUGGGAACCGACAUGGUCCCCGCCAUCUCCCUGGCUUAUGAAGAAGCCGAGAGCGACAUCAUGAAGAGACAGCCCAGGAACCCCAAAACAGACAAACUGGUGAACGAGAGGCUCAUCAGCAUAGCCUACGGACAGAUCGGAAGAGAGUCGGAGCGACAGAUAUUGGCGUUUUUGUGGCGCACAUUUUUCAAUGAUCUUGUUAUGUUAAUAUUUCUUUCUGAUGAAUUGUCAUGAGGAUAAUAAUCCAGAUGAAAUGAAAGAAAGAGGUAGCAGACAGACUAUUAUCAUACCUUCAUCCUUCGUUCACAAGCAGGGCCCCUGAACGUGCCUGUUGCUAUAGCAACCCAUUUGAGAGCUCUCUCUCUCUUUCUCUCUCCAACAUCUAAAUAAAAUCUGGGCUAUUUAUAGCGCAGCACUGGCAACACGCGAGCCACACCAAUCGCACAUGCAUGGAUGUGAAUCACCAAAACAAACUCACUAUAUAUACUGUAUAUACAUGCACCUACACAUGCACGUGUUCACAUUUGCACACACACACACUCCUCCACACUGCCAGGGCUGCUGCUGUGUCCAUCUGUGCAUGAAGUCCACCUGUGGUUUAGUUUGUUUACUUGUACUUUUUGUAAGAAAAGAGGUUAAAUAGGUGGAAGAAGAGAUGAAAUCUCGCCGUCGCUGUUUGAUCUGUCUCGGGUUUAUCUUGUCAGCUGGUGCAUAGUGCUCUCCAGGCCAGCUGAUAAGGUCUAUAAGAAUAGACAGGGAGCUUGACAGUGAGUGACAGAGUCUACCUAUCAGGGUACAAUAGCACUCCAGUGGCGGUGCCCGCCUGGCUCUACUUCAUGGUUGAAGAGGUUGCUUUCAAAUCUAUUACAGCCUGCUGGUUAAAGCUGCCAUUAGAAACGUGGGGUUUUUCUUUUUACUGUCGCUUUAGAAUAUAUAAAAUAUGAAGCAAAGUCUGUUGAGUGUUGUUGUUGUUGUGAGACAACGGGGUUGAUGGAGUUUGGCUAACAAUGCCAGGUACUAGGUGGGCCAAAUAUUGCAAAACAACUGGGAAAAAGAGAGAGGACUUAAAGAUCUGAUUCGCCCUCAAGUAAUGACGUGUGGUAAAUGAGCACAUCACGCCGAUCUGGUGAAAUGCAAAAAUUCAAUUUAAUGUUCAAAUUCUUAACACAAUCAACACAAUUAAGUUAACAAAAAAUGUAAAGUUACAAGCUGAAAAUUGAUGCAAAAAUGAUGCGAAACUUUCAACUAUAAGUUGCUUCUUUUGGUUUCUAUAGACCUGUUUGCUUGUUUCUCUCGCAAAAUCUGCCAGCUCUGCUGCAGGUGAGGCCGACUCUUCUGUUCGUACAUACAAAAAGUGUCUGAAUGUGUCUGGUUUCAGGCGUGGAUCCAGGGAUGAAAGAGAGAAUCUCUCAUGAAAGAGCUCCUGGAACAGAUGCAAACUGCUGUUGCUGGGGUACAGAGCAGCUAAACAUGCUAGCAUGGCUGUCAUAUGAUAAUCAAUGGGGGUCUCUCCAUGCAGAGAGGCCGCCCCCCCCCACCUUUCCCUCCUACAGCUUCCAUCUCCGCCCGGGGCGUCAGAGGUCACGGAGCAUCCUGGAGCGAUAGCAGGGAUUUGCAGCCUAGUAACUCCACUAUUCAAGGGGGGAAUACUUUCAGGGGGCCCCCAGAGCUAAAGGGGGGGCCCGUGUAUUAAUGUGUGCAUUGAUAGCACGAUGAUGGAAGUGUUACGCAGUUCAGUCUGCAGCUCUGGAUUCAGAAAGCAGAGGGUUCAGAAGUUGGCUGCCUCGCUAUCAGCACACGACAACCUUGUCAAAGCAGCAGGAGAGAGGAGGUGUCUGCGAACCCAGCUGUUAAACUGGGUGAGAUAUGGAUGAAUCACUAGUGUGUGUGUGUGUGUGUGUGUGUGUGGCAGGGUAAGGUGGGGCCUAUUCGUACAGUAGAGCAAUACAGUAAUAAAGCACAUUUUGAGAAUAUUUGUUGGCACUUGUUUAAACUGCAC